Molecule: messenger RNA, 735 nt
Organism: Truncatella angustata
Lineage: Eukaryota; Fungi; Ascomycota; Sordariomycetes; Amphisphaeriales; Sporocadaceae
Exons: 4
Coding region: 1-735 (244 amino acids)
Biological process (GO): mycotoxin biosynthetic process
Source: RefSeq, a predicted model, not a curated record
AUGUCCAGAGAAACUGACCAGGAUAUGUUCCGCCCUUUCCUGAGCGAGGGGAAAGAGGACGUCGAGUCGUCAGACAAUGAUAACUGGAGGGAGGAGGCCGUCUCCGUCAUUUCCCGGCGUCGGGUUCAGAAGCGAUUCAUCGGUUCUCUGGUCCUUAACGGGGCUCUUCUUGUCUUGCUGGUUAUGGGUUACUUCAUACUCAAGGCCAAUUCCAAGCCUGAGAAGCUUUUGCCGACACCAGUCCCAGAGUUCUCCCGCGAGAUUCGAACAUUCAAGCUAGACCCUUUAUUCCUCUCUCUUCCGGAUGAGGAGAGCACCGCAGCGUGGGAGGCUUUGCCAGGACCGAAUGGCCGGGGUUUUAUAGAGCUGGAACCCGACAACCCCUACAACUUUCCAGACACGAAAGCGGGCCUCUCAGUCUUCCACCAACUUCACUGUCUUGGUGCUCUGCGCAAGUUCAUAUGGAUGCUCAUGUAUGACGAGGUCGACAGGGAGGCCAUGUUGCAGACUUGGCCGGAAAAUGUGACGAACCCAGCUUAUGACCAAGCUAUCAAUGGCAUGUGGCACUAUGCCCACUGCUUGGACUAUCUGAGGCAGGGCGUGCAAUGCUCGGCGGACCUGUCGCUAGAGUUUGUUUCGCAGAGCACCGGCCGUGCCGUGGUGGAUGGACUGGAUUACCCGCAUGAAUGUGCCAACUGGGAUGAGAUCUGGGAGUAUUCCAAGAUCUACGGUUGA